AUGACGAUGAUUCAACCAGCUACUUCAGGUCCACCCUGCAUUCCACCUCUUUCUUCUUAUGGAACACUAACGGGACAAUUGUUUCUCUACGAUGGUGGAAAAGUUGCCUUCGAAAGUCCCAUUACGGAAUCGACAAGGGAAAGAUCUACAGCCGUCACACCGCACAACAAAUGUAUUCUAGUGGGAGGCUUAUCGGACGGUCUCUUGCCGUGUCCUUACACCGGAUUGUUGGAACAGGCGUGUGCUAGUCUCGAAGGUGGAUGGUCCCUGAUUCAACCCGUGUUGAGUAGUUCAUACACAGGCUUUGGGCACGGCUCUCUGACGCGGGACUGUGCCGAAAUGGAAUCCUUGCUAGACUAUUGCAUCGCGCAUCGGAACGCGUCUACCUUCUGUUUAGUCGGGCAUUCUACGGGAUGUCAAAAUAUUGUCUAUUUUCUCAAACACGCGCGUCGCGACUUACAGGAUCGAAUCCGGGUGGCGGCUCUGCAAGCCCCCGUUUCCGAUCGCGAGGGCGUCCCCCACCUUGACUUACAAGCAAGAAACAUCGAUUUGGCAUUGUCCAUGCAAUCCCGAGGUCAAGCGGAAGAAAUGAUGCCGCGUGACGCCUUUUGGGCACCGAUUACGGCCCAGCGGUACUUGGAUUUGAACGCAAGAGGAGGGACAGACGAUUUCUUCUCCUCCGAUUAUACCGAUGAGGAAUUGCGAUCCAGACUCGCACACGUGGGCUCCAAUCGCCACGGUGCCCGUUUGAAAGUAUUGGUCGCGUAUUCAGGUAAGGACGAAUACAUUCCUGCCGAUCUCGAUACCGAAGAACUGACCACGCGGCUGGUCGAUGCCAUGAAUGACGCCUGUCGCGAGGAUGAAAUGCAGGUAGCUAUUCCGUUGCAUUUGCCUUUGGGCAACCAUAAUCUGUCUCAAGGUCCCAAUGAUGCCCACACCUUUGUGGAUGCCGUAGCCCGACUUUUGGCUGAUUGUGAGAUCAAUUAG
Phaeodactylum tricornutum CCAP 1055/1 is the source of this 987-nucleotide messenger RNA. RefSeq lists its product with no specific name. The record is from RefSeq and is a predicted model, not a curated record. The coding region runs from base 1 to 987 and encodes 328 amino acids. NCBI's taxonomy places the organism in Eukaryota, Bacillariophyta, Bacillariophyceae, Surirellales, Neidiaceae. The transcript has a single exon.